UAGAGCUACUCCACCUCGGUUGGGCCCUAUGUGACAUUCCUGCCAGCCAGCCUGUGGGAGGAAUGAUGAGCAAGGCCUGCAGUUACAGGCAAGUGACACCCAGAAGCCACAAACUCCUGUAAGUUCCAGCUUCUCUACACGACACAAGCAGAGCAAUGGCAUUGUCCCUGGAAGAAUUUGUACACUCCCUUGACCUCCGGACCCUCCCCAGAGUCCUAGAGAUCCAGUCAGGCAUCUACUUUGAAGGUUCUGUUUAUGAAAUGUUUGGAAAUGAAUGCUGUUUGUCAACAGGAGAGGUGAUUAAAAUUACUGGCCUCAAAAUUAAGAAGAUCAUAGCUGAAAUUUGUGAGCACAUUGAAGGUAGUGAAUCACCACAACCAUUUGAAUUGCCUAUGAAUUUUCCAGGUCUUUUUAAGAUUGUGGCUGAUAAAACUCCCUACCUUACUAUGGAUGAAAUUAUAAGGACCAUCCAUAUUGGAUCAAGUAGACUAGGGCAUCCUUGCUUCUAUCAUCAGAAGGAUAUGAAACUAGAGAAUCUCGUCAUAAAGCAAGGUGAAAAAAUCAUGCUCAACUCAGUUGAAGAAAUCAAUGGAGAAAUAAUGGUGAACUGUGGAAUAGUAAGAAAUCAUCAAAACCACUCAUUUACUUUGCCUUUGUCACAAGAAGGAGAAUUCUAUGAGUGUGAAGAUGAACGUAUUUAUACUCUAAAGGAGAUCGUUGAAUGGAAGAUUCCAAAGAACAGAACACGAACUGUGAAACUUACAGAUUUUUCAAAUAAGUGGGAUUUACCUAAUCCAUUCCCUGAAGGCUUUUAUGGUGCUCUGAUACUCAAGCCUGUUUAUGAAAUUCAAGGUGUGAUGAAAUUCCAAAAGGAUAUAGUCCGCAUCCUCCCCAGUUUAGAUGUUGAAGUCAAAGACAUUACUGACAGUUAUGAUGCCAACUGGUUUCUUCAGCUAUUAUCUACACAAGAUCUUUCUGAGAUGACCAGUAAAGAGUUCCCCAUUGUGGCUGAGGUCAUAGAAGCACCUCAAGGAAGCAAGCUCCUCGCCAGCAUCUUACAGCCUGGGAAAACCAUUGUGAUUCACAAGAAGUAUCAGGCAUCAAGGAUCUUAGCUUCAGAAAUUAGAAGCCAUUUUCCUAAAAGACACUUUUUAAUCCCCACUAGCUAUAAAGGCAAAUUCAAGCGGCGACCUCGGGAAUUCCCAACAGCUUAUGACCUCGAGAUAGCAAAGAGUGAGAAGGAACCUCUCCACGUGGUGGCCACCAAAGCCUUUCACCCCCGUCAUGAGGAGCUUUCAUCCGUAUCCGUCGGGGACCAGUUCCUAGUGCAUCACUCACAGACAACUGAAGUCCUCUCUGAGGGCGUCAAAAAAGUGGUGAAUGUUCUGGCCUGUGAAAAAAUCCUCAAAAAAUCCUAUGAGGCAGCACUGCUCCCUUUAUACAUGGAAGGAGGCUUUGUGGAGGUGAUUCACGAUAAGAAACAGUACCAGAUUUCUGAGCUCUGUGCACAGUUCCACUUGCCCUUCAAUGUGAAGGUAUCUGUGAGAGAUCUUUUCAUUGAAGAAGACAUUUUGGCUGCUACGCCAGGACUGCGGUUGGAGGAAGCUAUCACGGACUCUUACCUACUCAUAAGUGACUUUGCCAAUCCCACAGAAUGUUGGGAAAUUCCUGUCAGCCGCUCGAAUAUGACUGUUCAGUUAGUUAACAAUUUGUCUCAGGAUACAGGAUCAUCUCUAGUCAGGACUCUGAUCGAAGAGAUCACUGAAGAACAAUAUUACAUGAUGCGAAGAUAUGAAAGCUCCUUCUUGCACCCCCCACCCCGCCCUCCCAAACAUCCCUCUGUGGAAGAAGCAAAGCCACCUCUGCUAAGCAUAGCAGAAGAGAGGACAGUGGGUCUGCCCAAGUCUCCCAAGAGUCUCCAUGUAGAUAUAUCCAAGAAACUUCAUUCCCAUCAAGAUGGCCUGAAUUCAAAAGUACCAGUUGGUUGUCAAAAUGCUUUGGCUGAUCUGGAGAAAGAGAGAAGCAAGAGUGGAGCAACGGCAGUAGCAGGCACCGAUGGAACCACAGAAAUGUUCAAAAAUGAAAAACAUUAAAAAUAACAAGAUGUGACUGAAGCCACUUGGGUAGUGAACAUAAAUGUUACGAUGGAAAAGUGAGCCUGGCCUUCUAGCUGAAAAACAACGAUUUCCCGACGGCCCCACAGGAACCGCGAUUGCCCGGUGCAAAGAAGAAAACAGCUUUGAAAGCUACAGACAAAACAAAGAAGAAAUCUCUGUAUAGAUGUUGCAUAGUCUACCCUGUUGUGCCAGAACCUUUCAGUAUUGUUUCAUUGUCACAAGGACAUGUUGAUUUAAUGUGCACAUUCUGUGUGGUUCUUAUUUUCACUAACAACGAUUAAGCAAUUGGAAAAUGAUUUUAUAUUUCAGUUUCAGGGUAAAACAAGUACAAAAUAGAAGGACAAGUCACCAGAUAUUUACUUUUCUUUUCACAAGUGGUUUUGCAUUUAUUUAUUUAUUUUUUUUUUGGUGUUCUCAUCAUUCGGUUAAAAAUAACUUUAAGAUAUUAUGGAGUGAUUUAAAAUACCCAGGUUUUGAAUCUUACUCACUUGAGGCUGCAAAAAUGAAUUUUACUUCCCAUUUUUAGUUUGUGGUGGAAGUUCCCUGUAAAUAAGUGUGUGGAGGUUUAAUAGUCCACGCUGCCGCGAGGCUCAGGGGUUUUGCUAUAACUCUCUCCCCUGUUUCCUAACAACCAGAAUUCAUGACCACAAUUUCACCAAAGUCCUGCUUUAUUUUAAUGUACUGUAUGUUAGAUAAUCCUUUAGAUGGAUGUUUAUUAGGAUCCUGGGAAAACUGUUGUAUUUAUGUAUUAUGUGUUAAGUAUACAGGGACAAUAAUAUUUUGCAUCUAACAAAAUAAAGAGACAGAUAAGUUUUCUCAUUGAAGUUAUACAAGAAUUUAAUGUCAAGCUUUGGUUUUGUUCAUAGGUCAUAAUCUUUACAAAAGUUAUUAAUCUCCUAUGCCCUAAAUUUUUUUUAUGUAUAGAAACAAUUCAUUGGUUUAGUACCAAAGAGUUUUUGAUGACAACAAAUCACUAGACAACUUUUCAACAAAAAGGAAAAUCACAGUUACAGACUUUUUACAAAAUGUUUAUACAGUCAUGCACCCCUUAACAAUGUUUUGGACAAUGAUGGACCCCGUAUACAAUGGUGGUUCCAUAGAUUAUAAAGAAGCUGAGAAAUUCUAUUGCCUAGUGACAUCAUAGCCAUCGUAACUUGAUACACAGAGACUGCAAAAAUCACCAAAGCUGGGGAUGAGAUGGCUAACAACCUUACCCGAAGUGUGGAUAAGGGUGACUUUGAGGAACACCUAGAGGUGGCUCCUCAGCAAUUCAUUAAUGAGAAAUUGUUGCAACUAUUACAGAAACACAGAGCUGAAGGUAGAGGGAAAAUGCAGAAGAAGAAGAUGAACCCCUGGGGAAAGUCAGUGAAGGAUUUGGCAGAAGCUUUUUCACACCUCAAAAAAACUCCUCAAAAAGUUUGAAAACAGACUCUGAUCCGGAAAGGUAUUCAUGGUACCUUAUCUAUUUACAAACAAAUGUAUGAUG
This is a messenger RNA of Pipistrellus kuhlii (Kuhl's pipistrelle), 3603 nucleotides long. RefSeq names its product thymocyte selection associated (gene THEMIS). The transcript is spliced from 6 exons. The record is from RefSeq and is a predicted model, not a curated record. NCBI's taxonomy places the organism in Eukaryota, Metazoa, Chordata, Mammalia, Chiroptera, Vespertilionidae. Gene Ontology annotation, biological process: T cell receptor signaling pathway. The coding region runs from base 156 to 2093 and encodes 645 amino acids.